AUGCCCCCUGUGGCCGAGGAGGAGACCAACGUCCGCGUGGCGGCCAGGGUUCGGCCGCUCCUAGCCCGCGACACAGCACAGAACUACUGCAGCUGUGUUUCUGCUCAGCCUGGGGGGAACCAGCUGGUUGUCGGCACCAAGCGAUCUUUUACGUUUGACCUGGUGUUUGAGACGGAUACAAGCCAAACAGCUGUUUAUGAUGGCUGCGUAUCAUCCUUGCUGGAUGGCUGCAUGCAGGGCUACAAUGCAACUGUUUUCGCUUAUGGGCAAACAGGUUCUGGCAAAACCUACACCAUGGGUACGGGUCAAUGGGCAUCGGAGGGCAGUGCUGAGGAGGGCAUUGUUCCGAAGGUGAUUCGGAACAGCUUCCGACACAUCGAGGCGAACAGCUCGGCGAUCGACUUCAAAGUCUCAUGCUGUUAUCUCGAGAUCUACAACGAAGACAUCCGAGACCUGCUGCAGCCCGGAGGUCACAAAGGCCCGAUCGCCAUCAGGGAAGAUGCUGCGGGUGGCAUCAAAGUCUCCGGCAUCCACGCAGAGACGUGCACUUCCGCAGAGGAGAUGUUCCGUUGCCUCAGUGAUGGCUCCGUGCAGAGAACCACUGGGGCCACGCUCAUGAAUGAGCAGAGCUCCAGGUCACAUUCAAUCUUCACCCUGAUCUUGGAGCAGCGUCGUCGGAUAGGAGGGGGAGAUGCAUGGAGCGAGGAGGAUUACGUGACAGCUAAGUUUCACCUCGUGGACCUCGCAGGGUCUGAGCGCGCAAAGCGCACCGGUGCAGUUGGCAGUCGCUUCAAGGAGAGCAUUUCCAUAAACUCUGGCCUGUUAGCGCUGGGAAAUGUGAUCUCUGCCUUGGGCGACCCUGCAAAGCGAGGUAGCCACGUGCCUUAUCGCGAAUCGAAGUUGACGAGGCUGCUGCAGGACAGCCUGGGUGGGAAUUCAAGGACCGUGAUGAUUGCCUGUGUCAGCUGUGCAGAUAUCGACUUCGAAGAGACGCUCAACACCUUGAAGUACGCCCACCGCGCGCGAAACAUCAAGAACAAGCCCGUCAUCAACCAUGAUCCUCGCACUGCGCAGUUGGCUGCUAUGCAGGACGAGAUUGUGGCUUUGAGAGAACAGCUUCAGCGCGCCAACGAGGGAUCCUCUGCCGUCGGAGGCCCGGCCGACGAAGUGCUGGAACUGAACCACAAGCUCGAGGUUUCCGAGACGCGUUCUUCGGAGCUUGCCGAGCGCCUGGCGGCCACGGAGACAGAGCGUGAAGCCUUUCGAAAGUACUUGGUGGACGUGUACAGUAUUGUCUGCCAGCACCUGCCGGCCAUAUGGCAGGUCUCAACACGGGAAGCCCCAUCUGUGCCUGGGCGACGCGCUCUCGCAGCAGUCUGCCAGGUGCUCCAGGCAGCGCAUCGACUGCUGAACAGCGAAGCGGAUCUGCCUGUCGACGAGACGCACGCGUCACAGACUUCCUCGGAUGCCAUGCCUGAGCGAGCUCCGGAGCUGACAUCGGGUGAAUCUGUUAAUGGCGUGCCAUCGCUGUCAAACACUGCGCCGCAACUCGGGGAACCGAACAAGCUACAGUCUUUGUCAGAGAUGCGCAAGGAUUCGACGACACUGAUUCGCAAGUACCUGGACGAGAUGAAGCGCCUGGAGCAAGAGCUCGCACUGUAUCGUCGAGGCAACAAGCAGCUCAAAGAGGAGCUAAAGGAGGCCAAGGAUGAUCUGCAGAAGGAUGAGGAGAUCUUCGAAGAGAAAAUGCGCGAGAUGAAGGAGUUGACGGAACGCAAUGCCUUUCUAGAGGAGAUGCACAGGGAGAGCAAACCUCUAAGUCCAGAUUCACGGGCCGGCAGCAAGGAGGGGCCGAAUGCGUUUGCCAUCCAGCUCAGCGAGCUUGACGACGGCCCGGCACUGAGUUCGACCUCGCCAGCCGCACCCGUCCCUGGACCAGAAGAUGGUGAAGUUGACGUGUCCAAGCCAUGUGACUUGGAGGAUACGCGGGCAUCGCAGCAGCACUUGAGAGAGCAGAUGCAGUCGCUGUCGCAGAACGUGCUGCUCAAGGAAGACCUCAUCGAGGAACUGAUGCGCAGCGAGCGCGAGUGGGGCAUAGCACGCCAGCAAUACCAAGCCCGGAUGGAGCAGCUCCAAUCCGAGCUCGAAGAGACGCAGCGUCAGCUUGACACUGUCAAGGUGCGGUUGCAGCAAUCUGAGAUGCUAGAGGAGAAAGCCAGGCUUUCAAGCGAAGAAGAGAAGCGCCGCCUGGAGCGUCAAGUCAACGAGCAGAUGGACGCACUGAAGAGGAAGCAGCAGGAGUACUCUCGCCUCAAGGACUUGCGACUCAACGAGCGCAAGCGUGUCAAGGACCUGGAGGUUGAGGUCGCGCAGAUGCGACAGAGCCAGGAGGGUCUGGACCGCAGGCUGCAGGCGGAGCGCAGGAGGGAAGCCUACCAGAUUGCGGAGCUACAGCGCAGGCUGACUCGUGAGGGCCAGAAGGUGAAAGAUCUCGAGGCCAAAGUGGGCCACACCAAGAGGCCGGCAGCAUCGGCCGCGUUGUCCAGGAAGAACUCCGGGGGUGUGGACCGGCCCGGCAGCGGCCGUGGCUACACCCCAACUUCGGGGUCGGAGUCUGUCACAGAGCGCAGCACUCCAGGCAACGGAAAUGCUACUUCAUCGUCCUCUCGCUGGCAGCACUUGGAACACCAGCUAGACGAACACAUCCGGAUUCUAGAGGCGACCCAAGGCCUCGAGGAGGACUUGCGAAAGCAGGAUGCCUUGCAAAGAAAGCGUGAGCAGUACAUGAACUACCGGCGGAAGAUCGCCGCCAAAGACCUCACCGAGCAGCAGGAGUCCACGGAGCGAAUGGCACAGCUAGAAGCAGAAGCAGCGAGACACGAGCAGGACUUGCACGACCCCUCGGCCUUGCCCGAUGCUACCUCUCGAGCACGCGUCGAGCACCGUCGACAUGCCAUCAAGGAGGAGCAGGCAGAGCUGCAGCGCAACGUGCAACGGAAGCACGCGGAAGGGCUCAGUAUCCUUCACGACAUUGAUGAGAGGCUGGAGGGCUUGAACGACGAGCUCGACUUUCGGAAAGAUCGCAUCUCCAAGGUUCAGCAGUACUUGCGCUCCACAGCCGCUGGGGCGGGGCAGCUGGAUGCCGAGCUCGAGCGGAUUCCGGCUGAGGAUGGGAAGGAGCUCUUGCGCCGCGACCUGGCUUACGUUGCUGCUUGUCGUGCCGUUUACAUCACCCUGGUCAGCAAAGGCUAUUGCGAGAAGCUUGUGAAACUUCGACAAAGGGAGAAGCAGCACUGGCAGCGGCUGGAGGCUGCAGAAGCGCAGCUGGAAGAACGGUCUCGGCAGAUCGCAGAGCUGCAGACUGUUCUGCGGCGCCAAGAUUCCAAUGCGACGAAGGCCAUCGCCCGAGUGACGAAAGAGUAUGAAGCUCGAAUACGACAACUGCUUCGCAGCUGCCCCAAAGAUGGCCAGCUUUCGGCUUCUCGGCAGAGAGAGCUCUCUCCAUGGAAGGAUGCACAGAGAGAGGGGAAGAGAGCGCAGCAAAGCGAUUCACGCUCAGAUGAGCCAAGCUUUGCUUCAGCAUCGGGAGACGUCGAGGAGGUGGAAGCUGUGACCUCUCAUGUUUGGCUGGGAACUCCUGCAUCAACUAUCGAUGCAGACGGCGUCUCUCCAGCGUUUCGUGCAAUGCUCAUGGAGCUCGAGGCCGUGCAUCUGGAAGAGACCAGGAAGCUUCGGGCUGAGGUGGCGGCGCUGUGCAGACUGAGUGCCAUGCAACCUUUUCCUCGCAUGUCCCCACCAGUGCAACCCAUCUCGCGAGAAAACUCCCGCGAUCCUGACUCGGAGAGGUGUCUCGUCAGGGAGUCAUGCACUAUCGUGGAGAAGGACGAGGCGUGUGACGAUGCUGCGCAAGUUCUUGAACGGCCAGCGCAGGAUGCAGAUGAAGCAACAGCAGACACUGCUGCUUCGAACGAAAAGCGCCGUCAUUCCCAGCAGAGCAAGGAGUCUAGGCCAGAAGCGGCCAAAUUCCGAAAGGGUUUCUCAGCUUCGAGCAUCGCAAACUCGAUUCUCUCCCUCGCAUCUCUGCACUCAAAUCAAGUUGCCCUCCACCUCGGUGAUGACUCCGAGCUCGCGGAGGUAGCCACCAGAGAUGUCGACAGGGCGUUCUAUGAACGCUUCGGCAAUGUUUUCAUGGGAAACAGCUUCGAGAUGGGCAUCGCAGUCCUGCUCUUGUUUAACCUCAUGCUAAUGGCGGCACAGUUGCAAUAUCAUGGUUUCAAUAUCGGAUACAAAAUAAGAUAUCCCAGCUACGUGGAGCCAGCUCAUGUUUAUUGGCCGCACGUCGAAGACUUCUUCCUUGCGGGAGACGUGCUCUUCGCGGUGAUCUUCACAGUGGAGAUGUUGAUCCGACUCUUUUGGAUCCGUUGUUUGGCCUUCUUCAAGCACUGGCUUAACUGGAUAGAUUUCGUUGUAGUUUGUAGCUCUUGGGCCGAGUUGUUUGCAGCUGCACUGCCCAUCAGCCCCACUUUUCUGCGCAUGCUGCGCCUGGGGAAGCUCUUGAGAGCCCUGCGUGUGGUGAAGAUGUCGCAGGUUCUUGAGUCAUUGCAGCUACUACUCAAAUGUAUCGCCGCCAGCGUUCGGAUUCUCUUCUGGUCCUUGGUCCUGUUGAUGAUCAUUCAGUGCAGUGCAGGGAUGACUAUCUCGUAUAUGGUCAGUGAUUUCAUGGUAGACCCUGCUGUGGACGAGGAAAGGAAGUUCGCAGUUUUUCGGUAUUAUGGAACGUUUUCCAAGACACUGCUGACGAUGUUUGAAGUAUUAUUUGCCAAUUGGGCACCUGCAUGUAGAGUGCUCAUGGACAAUGUCAGCGAGUGGUAUUCCAUGGUCUUCAUCUUCUACCGGUGCUUUGUGGGCUUUGCCGUGUUGAACGUUGUCAAUGCAGUCUUCGUGCAGAGUACCAUGAAGGUAGCUCAAGCAGAUGAUGAGUUUUUGGCGGCAGAGAAGCAAAGACAACAGGAUGCAUACCGUAGGAGAUUGACGAACCUUUUCAAGCAAGUAGAUUCUUCUGGCGAUGGCAAGAUCGACAUCGAAGAGUUCGGCUUCCUGUUGGAAAAUCCCAAGCUUCAAGUCUGGAUGGGACAGCUUGAAAUAGAAACAACCGAUCUAGUUGGCCUCUUCCAGAUGCUGGAUGAUGGUGAUGGUGAGAUUUCACUUGAAGAGUUUGAGGCGGGCAUCAUGCGCAUGAAGGGAUAUGCCCGCAGCUUUGAUCUGAACAAGAUUGAGCGUGAGAUGCAAAAGAUGCAGACGAAGGUCGAUUUGCUGCUGAAUCUGAGAGGUGCUGGUUCCCUGAAGCCUCCCAGAAAGGUAGCCAUGUCGGCCAAGGCGCUGUCGCCGGUAGUGCGCAUAGGCUCAGGCCCAGCAGCAUGA
Symbiodinium necroappetens is the source of this 5421-nucleotide messenger RNA. Lineage: Eukaryota; Dinophyceae; Suessiales; Symbiodiniaceae. The record is from the annotation of a GenBank genome assembly.